Molecule: messenger RNA, 1026 nt
Organism: Didymodactylos carnosus
Lineage: Eukaryota; Metazoa; Rotifera; Eurotatoria; Philodinida; Philodinidae
Source: the annotation of a GenBank genome assembly
AUGCUGCAUUUACCAUCGAUGUUAGUUUAUGGUUUACUGUCAUUUAGUAUGGCGUUUUUGAACAAAGCAUUAUUUGAAGUGACUGGUUUUAAAAAUAGUUUUUUUGUUAUUUUAAUCCAAUUAGCCUUUCUUUUAGUCUCAUUUUAUGUGUUUAAAAUUCUCAAUUUGGUUAAACUUCCACCGUUAACUUAUUUAGAAUGUAAAAAUUUCAUAUUACCGUCACUUAUGUAUAGUUUAACAACGGCAUUAUCAUUAAAAGCAUUAAUCGGUUUAAAUGUUGCUGUGUACGUUGUAGUCAAAAGAUGUACACCAGCGUUCACGUUCAUAUUGGCAGCAUUUGUGUUGAAAAAACAAAAGUUCAGCUUAACUCUUGGUCUAUCUGUUUGUGCAAUAACCACUGGUGCCAUAAUUACAUCUGCAGGAGACUUGAAAUUUGAUUUGAUAUCUUAUAUUAUUGGUGGUUUAAGCGUGUUAGCUCAUGCCUUAUAUUUACUACUGAUACAACGCUGUGGAGAAGAUAAAUCAUCAGUUGAUGUUUUAUAUAUUAAUUCUGUAUUAUCAUUACCAUUUAUUUUUAUAUUAACAUUAUUUAGUAAUGAAUGGACAAGUGUAAAAAAUUAUAAUGGCUAUACAACAUGGACAUUUUGGCUAUUUUUUCUAUUUUCAACGAUGGGUGGUAAUUUAUUAAAUUAUUCAACGUUUUGGUGUACAAUGAAAAAUAGUGCAUUAACUACAAGUGUUGUCGGUGUUCUAAAAUCGAUAUUACAAAUUCUAUUUGGCAUAUUUACAUUUGAAAGACUUGAUUUGAACAUUUAUACAAUAGGUGGAAUAACAUUGAGUUUAAUCGGUGGAACAAUGUUUAGUUAUGCAGAAUAUCAUGCGAAAGUAAAUCGUAAUAAACGAACACCAGCAAGUAUGAAUAAUGAAAUCAGUACCCAAGAAAACAAUCAACAACACCAAGUUGAUCUAGAAAACUCAGCUGACGAUAAUGAAAAGUUUGUUUAUAUUAGAAAGAUACAUAAUUAA